Messenger RNA from Lathyrus sativus (Indian pea), 1095 nucleotides. Lineage: Eukaryota; Viridiplantae; Streptophyta; Magnoliopsida; Fabales; Fabaceae. The record is from the annotation of a GenBank genome assembly.
AUGAAAUCCCCGACUAUGCCAGAAUAUAAGAACUCUCCAAAGCCGCAGUUUAAGAACUCUCCUAAACCGCAGUUUCAUAAAUCUCCGAAGCCGGAGUAUAUGAACUCUCCUAAACCGCAGUUUCAUAAAUCUCCGAAGCCGGAGUAUAUGAAUUCUCCAAAGCCUAGGCAUAUGAGAUCUCCGACUCUGCCGGAAUAUGACAACUCUCCUAAGCCACAGUUUAAAAACUCGCCAAUGCCGGAGCUUAAGAAUUCUCCAAUGCCACAGUUCAGGAAUUCGCCUAUGCCAGAGUAUAGGAAUACACCUAUGCAGCAAGUUAGGAAUUCACCUAUGCCGGAGUAUAAGAAUUCGCCUAUGCAGCAAGUUAGGAAUUCGCCUAUGCCGGAGUAUAAGAAUUCUCCUAUGCAGCAAGUUAGGAAUUCGCCAAUGCCGGAGUAUAAGAAUUCCCCAAUGCAGCAUCUUAGGAAUUCUCCAAUGCCACAGUUCAGGAAUUCCCCAAUGCCACAGUUUCGAAACUCCUCAGCUGCGGCGCCACAUUUUAGGAAUUCGCCUGCAGUUUCAAAGUUCAACCCUGCAAUGGGAUUUGGCGGUUCGCACAGGGGGACCCCGAUGCAUCCGUUCGGAAAGAUGAAUGGUGGAAUGGAAUAUGCAACACCGAUGAGGUCCAACUUGGCUAAUGUGAGGCCGGUUAUGAUGACAGAGUCAGAGCUGGGACCAUCUCCGUCAGAGGUUGCGGCUGCAAUGGCAAAGAAGCCGGUGAUCGAUGAGGAUACCUCAACAGUGGGAGGAUGGAGCUUGGAUGAGAGUGUGGAAGGGUUGGGGUCAAAAUUAGAGAGGUGGCGGUCGGAGUUGCCUCCGGUGAUAGACCAAGGUGAGAUGUCGAGCUUACCAACAACAAGCACGUCGAAAACUAAAACUAGCCGCCACUCGCGGAGGCAUACAGACGGAGGGAAUGGGUUAUUUUCUUGCUUUAGUAAUAUCUGCGGUGUUGAGUGCUCCAUUGUAUGUGGUGGUGACUCAAAAAGCAAGUCCAAGGCCAACAAGAAUAGUCGCCGACUUACUUCUUCUGCCGACGGCAGUUCCAGCCUUCUGUGA